AUGACUACCCGCGCUUUCUUCACUACAAAUGCUGCUUUCCGCUCAGCGCUUCGACAACCCCUCACUGCUCGAUUCGGGAAAACAGGGAAUCAACAGUCCAGGACAUAUUCCAACGGCUUUCGACGAGGAAGCGGCUACCAAUACUCGCGAUUCCAGCAAGCAAGUGGACUGCUGCAGAAAUGGAGUGCCAGACCCACCUUCUACUACGAAGCUGGAGGCAUUGCCACCGCUGUUGGUGGUUUCUACGCGUACAACACAGAAGUUGUUCCCGUUUCAGGUCGCAGGCGCUUCAACGUUAUAUCCGCAGAUCAGGAACGCCAGUCCGGACAAGAUCUAUAUCAGCAAGUCAUGUCCGAGUAUCAAGACAGGAUCUUGCCGCCCUCACACCCUCAGCACAAACUUGUUCAACAGGUUCUGAACCGUCUGAUCCCGCACUCUGGACUCCCUGCAGAGACCAACAACUGGGAAGUUCAUGUCAUAAAGGACGAGCAAAAGAACGCUUUCGUGAUUCCCGGAGGCAAAGUGUUUGUUUUCUCCGGAAUUUUAGACGUGUGUCAAGGAGAGGCCGGAUUGGCAGCAGUAUUGGGACAUGAGAUUGCGCAUAACGUAGCUCAUCACUCUGCGGAGCGACUGAGUUCCUAUGCUAUCUUCCUUCCGCUCGCGUACAUAGCGGCAUUUGUGCUUGACGCUGGCGAUCUCGGGAAUGUGGCCACGAGGAUGAUUGUGGAUUUCGCUUUCCUGAGGCCGGGUAGUAGGAAGCAGGAGUCCGAGGCUGACUAUAUUGGGCUGAUGAUGAUGUCGCAAGCUUGCUACGAUCCGACAGCAGCAGUAGGACUGUGGUCGCGCAUGCACGAAGCAGAGCAAGGCGCCCCACCUCAGUUUCUGUCGACACAUCCUUCAAGUCACAACCGUAUGGAAAAGAUACAGUCGUGGUUGGGCGACGCUGAGCUGAAGAGAGAGGAAAGCGGUUGCGGCCAGUUAUCUGAUCAUGUUGGUCAAUUCCGCGACGCCUUUUCGGGUCGCUGGUCCUAG
This is a messenger RNA of Aureobasidium subglaciale EXF-2481, 1032 nucleotides long. RefSeq lists its product as uncharacterized. Bases 1 to 1032 code for a protein of 343 amino acids. The transcript has 4 exons. The record is from RefSeq and is a predicted model, not a curated record. Gene Ontology annotation, cellular component: mitochondrial inner membrane. Gene Ontology annotation, molecular function: metalloendopeptidase activity. NCBI's taxonomy places the organism in Eukaryota, Fungi, Ascomycota, Dothideomycetes, Dothideales, Saccotheciaceae. Gene Ontology annotation, biological process: mitochondrial protein processing; protein quality control for misfolded or incompletely synthesized proteins.